Messenger RNA from Aricia agestis (brown argus), 1565 nucleotides. RefSeq names its product protein rolling stone-like. The coding region runs from base 90 to 1031 and encodes 313 amino acids. The record is from RefSeq and is a predicted model, not a curated record. The transcript has 6 exons. Gene Ontology annotation, cellular component: membrane. NCBI's taxonomy places the organism in Eukaryota, Metazoa, Arthropoda, Insecta, Lepidoptera, Lycaenidae.
UGCAUUGAAAUGCCGGCGCGCGCAGGCGCAGUACAAAUCAUCAAUCUACACAACAUCGCGAAGAAAUACGAGUCCCCGUUGUUUGUGCUAUGCUAUGUGGCCAUAUAAGUGAACAUAAUAAUAUGAAGCUGCCGAAAUUCGAUAUCUCAAUGAAGAAGACCUGCAAGCCGGCGAUGCUGGGCCGCAUCUGGCACGCGGGGCGACGGUCGCUGGAGCUCGAGCACUCCCCGCACCACCAGUUCGCCUGCUGCCAGUGGCAGACCGGCACCGCGCCAGCCAGGGCUUACUUAGUAUAUAGGUGGCUACUCUUCCUCACACUGUUAUCGAUUGGUAUAUCAAGUUUCGCCUGCCAGCGCCUGCCUCGCCUCUACGAGGGGCCCGCGAUAGAGCUGAACUACUUCAAGUGGUUCAUCUACUUCACCAACUGGGGCUUCAUACUGAUCAUCCUGCAGGCCGCGCUCGCGCUCGCUGUUGUGCAGAGAUACAGGAACGUCAACACGUUCAGUAUAUCAUGCGACGAGGAGGAGAUGAUAGGUCUGCCGCGGCGGCGCCGGACGCCGCUGCUGUGCCGGGUCUACUGGCUGUGCCAGAUCGUCGCCACAGACCUCGCCUUCGUCAUCACACUCAUCUACUGGACGCUAGUGCACGACCCAAAGAUCCACGACGUCAACACCCUCAACGUGCUAGUACACGGCGGCAACUCGCUAGUGAUGCUCGUGGAGCUUUGCGUCACGGCGCAUCCUGUGCGGGCCGCGCAUGCGCUAUACGGGGCUAGCUUUGGCCUAGCCUACGGAGUCUUCAGCGCGUUAUACUGGGCCGCUGGUGGGACAGACCGCAUCGGCUCGCCUGCUAUAUACCCGGCGCUGGACUGGAAUAAACCAGGAUCGGCGUUCGGUUUCGUGGCUCUAUGUGCAGUAGUGAUGAUGCUAGCGCACGGCGCGGCGACGCUGAUAACGUGCGCGCGCGCGCGUCUUGCGGCGCGGCUGCUUGCGCGUGCGCAGCCCGACCGCCUCGCCCUACCCACGCACUGAGGGUUAAGAAAACGGUGCGUCAGAUACGGCAAAAGCAGAACUCACAUAUGAAAGAGGGUCAAAUAGUGGUAAUUCACGAGACUGGAAAAUUGUGUAACUUUAAGUAGCUUUUCAUAAGCGUAGGUAUUGUCUACCUUAAACAUUGUAGGUCGCACCGUUAUUAUUGUAAUAGUUGAAGACACUGAGCCCUUAGCCAAGGCUCCGAUCACGACGAUAAGUUAAUAAAUACAUAAAUAAGUUCAACAACAAAAUGAUUGUAUGAUAUUAAUAAUAUUAUGUUUAAUGCAUCACGCCAUACACUUUUUUCGUCGCACGUCUUUAGCUAUGACAUCUUGGAUUAACACUCCCAAGCCACUAAUUUACGGUGCCUGCACUAUGCACACCCAGAGAAAGGCACGAAAAUCAAAAUGAUUUUUACGCCCUAACGUGAAAAUGUAGCAUGAAACUAUUCGCUACUGUGUGCAUGUUUUGUGUUAAAUAUAAAGCAUUUAAAUAAUGAAAAAGAAUACAACAACAAUAAUUUAUAUAACUUAU